UCAUAUGCAUUUAUCUUCACUCUGGUGAGGGUUCAGACGUGAUAACUCCCGUGGUUCCCCAUAUCCGUAGGAGCUGGCGUGUUUGCUGCUUGCUGUCUCCCUUCCAUUAGCCUCAGCUACUGGAUUUCCCACCCAGAAUCUUUAGGUAAAUGAGAUCAUGAUUCUGGAAGGAAGUGGUGUAAUGAAUCUCAACCCCAACAACAACCUCCUCCACCAGCAGCCAGCCUGGACAGACAGCUACUCCACGUGCAAUGUUUCCAGCGGCUUCUUUGGAGGCCAGUGGCACGAAAUCCACCCUCAAUACUGGACCAAAUACCAGGUGUGGGAGUGGCUCCAGCACCUUCUGGACACCAACCAACUCGAUGCCAGCUGCAUCCCUUUCCAGGAGUUCGACAUCAACGGCGAGCACCUCUGUAGCAUGAGUUUGCAGGAAUUCACCCAGGCGGCUGGGACAGCGGGGCAGCUCCUCUACAGCAACCUGCAGCAUCUCAAGUGGAACGGCCAGUGCAGCAGUGACCUGUUCCAGUCUGCACACAAUGUCAUUGUAAAGACCGAACAAACAGACCCUUCGAUCAUGAACACCUGGAAAGAAGAAAACUAUUUAUAUGACACCAGCUAUGGUAGCACAGUAGAUUUGUUGGACAGCAAAACUUCCUGCCGGGCCCAGAUCUCCAUGACAACCACCAGUCACCUUCCUCUUGCAGAGUCACCUGAUAUGAAAAAGGAACAAGACCACCCUGCAAAGUCUCACACCAAAAAGCACAAUCCUCGAGGGACUCAUUUAUGGGAAUUCAUCCGGGACAUCCUCCUGAACCCAGAGAAGAACCCAGGGUUAAUAAAGUGGGAAGACAGGUCUGAGGGCAUCUUCAGGUUCUUGAAAUCAGAGGCUGUGGCUCAACUAUGGGGAAAAAAGAAAAAUAACAGCAGCAUGACCUACGAAAAACUCAGCCGCGCUAUGAGAUAUUACUACAAAAGAGAAAUUCUGGAGCGUGUGGAUGGAAGAAGACUGGUAUAUAAAUUCGGGAAGAAUGCUCGUGGUUGGAGAGAAAAUGAAAACUGAAGCUGCCAACACUUUGAACACAAACCAAAACACAUACCAGAUAAAUGACAAAGAACUCCUGGACAUAAAUAUUUCAAAGACGGCUUUUCUCUGAUAUUUAUGUACCAAAAGAAAAAAAAAAUCUACUUCUAACGGGAAGAAGGAACACUACAGUUGAUAAAAUUAUUUUGUUACUUUGAAGUAUGUCCUAUCUGGGGAACUAACGUACACAGUUUUCUGUGAAAUAUGAUGCUGUAUAAGGUUGUGAUUUUUUUUUUGUCUCUAUUGUGAAGUUCUUUUCCACUGCAAGAAUAACUGGGUUUGUAACCUCGUGCUUCUUGCUAAGAGAAAGAGAAAAAAAAUCAGAGGGCAUUAAAUGUUUUUAUAUGCAAAAUGAUUCAGAAUAAGGUGAUAUAUCCUCGGCACAUAAGCAGCCAUGCGGCUUUGUCAAGAGAGGUCGGUCGGUUGCUAGGUGAACUCCAGGAUCUCAAGUUAAGGUCAUAAACCUGAAGGAUGCUGGGAAGCCUAACCUGCCCUCUAGGAGCCAGUGAGUGGAGAAUGGGGACUUCCAGAAUCCAGGGUGGACUGUAAUCUCUGUGUAAUCACAUGACUUCCAGUGUUUAAAUCAGUGAGAAGAAUAAUAGGAGGGAGGGCUUUAUACUCAUUCUGAAGUGAUUUACCUGAUGCCAAGGCAAUCCACCCCCCACCUUGGAUGGUUGGUUAAAAAAAGUUCAAUUGCCACCUCUGCUUACAUGUAAUUAACAUUGAUACAGUAGUUAAAAGCUUGGCUGCUAAUUGAAAGGUCGGUGGUUCGAACCCACCAGCUACUCCAUGGGAGAAAGACGUGGCAGUCUGCUUCUGUAAAGAUUUACGGCCUGGGAAACCCUGUGAGGGCAGUUCUGCUCUGUCCUAUAGGAUCGCUAUGAGUCAGAAUAACUCCAUGGCAAUGGGUUUGGUUUUUUUUUUUUUUUUUUUUCAGCCUUGGUUGUUUUUAUCUCAACUGCUUAAAAAUAAGUGGGAAAAAGGAGGUGGUGGUAUGGAAGUGACUGCUGAGUUUGCUACCGUGUCUCUUUAGCCCUGUGUUUCUUAAUCACCACUACUGACAUUUUUGAGGCUGGAUAGUUCUUUCUUGUGGGUCUGCCUUAUGUAUUGCCGAAUGUUUAGCUGUAUCCCUGACCUCUACCCGCCAGCUGUGACGGCCAAAAUGGUCUCCAGAUUUUGCCAAAUGUCACCUGGUAAGAGCCACUGAGUUAGCCAGUCAAGAUGAAAGAUGGCAGUAUAUUCUCAGGCCAAAAAGAUUUGUAACAUCUUUUUUUAGUCUCUAGAGGGAAGCAAAAGCAAGACUUCAGUGUCAACCUGUUUUUAAUUUUUGGAAGUUUGAGACAAUGGGUUGAAAUAGCUAGAGGGACUUAUUUUCAGAACCCCAGAUGAGAGCCAAAGUCAGACAAAUUAAGUAUAGUUAUGUAGCAUGAGCUACAAUAGAAAACAUUUUCACUAGAAUUACAAUGCAGAGACACAGUUAUAUUGCAGAAGGAAGAAAUGGGAACACGCUGAGGGAAUCCUUGCAAGAAUGGACAUAUGAGUCUGUGUGAGUUCUGGGGAAAUCCAUCCUUGUGGGUUUUAAUACUUAUAAUCUUUCCUCUUUUAGAUCAUCUUUCUUCUGUCUCACUUGAACUUGUCCUAAAGUGAAUGGUUUGUUGGCUAGACUUGCAACCAAAGGAAUGUUAAAAAAGAAGAAAAGAAAGAAAGGAAGAAUAGAAAAGGAAAACAGAAAAUUCAGCUCAGGAGCUAGUGACAGUAGGGAGUUUAGGACCUUCUUGCUCUGGGGUACCAGGAAAGCUGUCAUUGGGCCAAGCAAUGUGUAGAAAGAUUAGCCUAUAGACACUUUAAAAAACGGAUUUGAAAAUCCACAUCUCUUUUGCAACUUUCCCUCUGGGUCCCCUGUGUCCUUGACUUUGUCCUCUAUCCUGUUUCUUUACCUUGUACGAUAGUAUGAGGAUGACAUGUACCAAGAGGAGGGAGUAGAACCUACUGGGUCUUCAUAAAUUAAUAGAGCACCUACUACAGUGUCUUACCCAAUGGAGCUCUGCAAAUCAUAUUUGAAGUUUGCAAAGUGUUGGUAAUGUAUCCAGAAGUAAGAAGAAUUAAGAACUUGUCCCAGUUAUAAUGAGAGGAAGGUGGGUGCUCUGGGAGUACCAUCUUACUGAGAUGAAUGACCUGAAGGUACAAGCAAGUCUGUCCAUUUUUAUUUCUGCCCAGCUUGGUCACUUCCACAAAGGUGUUGCUUGGUAUUGUCAAGUAACAGCUAUGAGGGGAGCUGAGAAAAAUCAUAAUGAACAGCAAAGAUCUUGACUAUGCAAACGAGACAUUGCUGCAUAAAGACAAACCCUGCUUUUCAAGCAAAAGUCAAGAAUUGUGGGACCUUCCUAGCACUUGGCUGUCCCUCACACAGAAUGUUUUAAACAUCCAGGUAUUUGAAAUUGGUGUCACAAGUGAAUAUUUGUAAGUCUGUGUGUGUCUGAAUUGUAUGAAGUUCUGGGGAGCAUCUCACAGUUCCCUCUCUGCCGUUCCUUCCUUGACUUUGCCCCUGUGCAUCACACAAAGUAGCUAGAUCUUUCUCUGAGUUCACCCUUCCCCAAACUUGUAAGUUUCUCACUUCCCCCCAAAUUGGCCUGGGUUCUUUCAGCAACCUCUCCAUUGAAGAGCAAUCACUGGUAGUUUUAAGUGAAUCUGGGGAGUACCAAUCAGAACAGCUCUGCUGAUAAUGAGCAGAUUGUGUUAUUUGUUGGAAGUGAUGGUUUCUUGGCACCUGGUGCCUGCUUAAAUGGGCUGGAGUAUUAAGUUCUCAGACUCUUUCUCUAUUGUCUUGGCUUGAGUUUGAUGCGUUUGCUAUGUGCUGUUCGUGACUUGGAGAACUCAAGGUAAUCAAGCCCUGCCAACUUGGGGUGUGAACAGAGUACGUUCCAGCAUGGUGUUGAAAGGGAGAGCAAAGUCCCAGAGACAAGCCAGUAUAAGGUGGAGUACCCACCUUCUUUUGGGGACACACAGCUUCUCAUUUGAGAAUGUACACAUGGUCACAAAGCAUGGUCUCCUCGAACUCUUGUUAAACUGAAGGCCUGGGCUCUUAUUUGCAGUCUUCAUGGGAACCUGAGUCAGGAAAUGUAUUGCUAAGACUUUACUAGACCUGGAUCAUCUGAUGAUCCUAGAUAUUUGACUUGAUGAAACUUGAGCAAGGACAUAUCCUACAGCUUCUUGAAUGUGCUUUCUGAGCAGGCAGACUCAGGUUAUGUUUUCUUUUGAGCACACUGGUCCUUUCUCAAAAGUUCUUGCCUUGCUAGACUGUAAGCUCUUUGAGGGCAGGGAUUGUGUCUUGUCACUACUGUUUUCCCAGGUACUCAAUAUUUGUUGAGUUAAUGAAUGAAUGUCUUCUGGAAAACUCCUCUGAUUGGAGGCCAUAUCGAUAAUUGGGACAUGAAUCAUUUCUACACUGGAAUAAGAGCAUGAGGACCAAACCCUCAAGCACAUGUUACCUAUUAGAUGAACAUUUUACUGUGAGACUCUUUACUUUGCCUUCCUACCUGUGCUGAAAUGAAACCAAAAACAGGCUGUUCAGUUCCACACGUCAAUCUGUGUUGGAUGAGAAUUCUGUUGCCUUAUUUGGAACUGUGAGAUCCCUGGUAGAAGAAGCCAGUAAUGAACUUUUGACCUGUUUUAACCAAUGAAGAUAAUGAAUAUGUUUAUAUGAUGUAAAUUGCUAUUUAAAUGUAAAGCAUUUCUAUGUUUGAGUAUUUUUGGGUUGGUUUUUAUUUUAUUUUUUUCAUUUUGAAAAAUACUGAGGAAUCUUUUCAUAAGGUUAGUAAGGCAUGUUAGAUUUUAGUUUUGCAAGUGUGUUAUUUUUCAAAUGCAUAAAAUAGGAAAAAAGGUAAACUAGUAAGAGGGAAAGGCAACUAUAUUAUUCUUCUAUAGUUAAAACAAGUGUUUGUUGAGUGGCUACUAUGUGUACAGCAUGGAACUCUACAUGUGAGGAGCUUGUGUAAUUUUACAGGGUGUAAUAGAUGCUUGAUGUACUGGGUGGAUACUUAUUGUAUGAACAGAAGAGCAGCAUAGCAAUCACAAUACCAGAGCUGAAGUAUUCUCAGCGUUGGCUCUCAGGAUUCAGUUUCUGGAAAAGAGGUAGAGCAUUUAAAAAAUGCGUUGAGACUUAUGAACCACUGAAAUGUACAGGCCUUCACAAGUUUAGCUAAAUUGGGAUUAAUCUUUCUAUAGCUGUCUGCAUAAUUCUUGCUUUCCUUCCCAUUUGGUUUCUGGGUUGGCAAUUUUGUGGGAAACAACCCAACUGCCACUAUUUUUUAAAAAUCAGAAAUCUUGCCCUUUUAAACUACUCAGUUAAAUUCACAUUGAGGAUUUCUGUUUUGUGAAAGAAGUAUAUUUUUCCAAAUACGGUUUCUUGUUUGAUGGGUCCCAGAAACACUAAUAAAAACCACGUAGACCA
Messenger RNA from Loxodonta africana (African savanna elephant), 5531 nucleotides. It is a transcript of the gene EHF, whose product is annotated as ETS homologous factor. Gene Ontology annotation, biological process: regulation of transcription by RNA polymerase II; cell differentiation. Gene Ontology annotation, cellular component: nucleus. Gene Ontology annotation, molecular function: sequence-specific DNA binding; DNA-binding transcription factor activity, RNA polymerase II-specific. The coding region runs from base 158 to 1060 and encodes 300 amino acids. The record is from RefSeq and is a predicted model, not a curated record. The transcript is spliced from 9 exons. NCBI's taxonomy places the organism in Eukaryota, Metazoa, Chordata, Mammalia, Proboscidea, Elephantidae.